AUGUCAUCUUAUUCUCCCAAGACAACGUUAACAUCUCCUACAUCUCCUCAAUUUCCUUCCAGACCACUCCCAAAACGAGGAAUAUCAACUCCACCUCGUCGUUAUUCACCCCUCCCAACAUCUUCGGCCGAAGAAUGUCUAUCCCCAACCAACGCUUUCUUCUCCCCAGGAGCAAGCGCAUUAGACCUUCAUGCUAGGAACAAUAUCCAUAGAAAACGUGCUAAGAAAGGGAUGACAUUUGCAGAGGUACAUCAAACGGGGAUUAUCUCUAGUGAAGAGAAGAGUCGUUUAUUCGAUAAGAUUGAUCUUGAUGAGAAAAGUAUAAAACGGUUACCAAAGAAAUCAAGACCUUAUUAUGAACAUUUGGCCAAACUCAAAGAUCAUUAUCUCGAAGUGGAUUCUCUACUCUCUGGGGAAUUACCAACUAGUAUAGCUAAAUCUUUCUUACCAACUACCAAAUCUUAUACUCGUCAAGUAGGAGAUUUAGAGGAAGAAGUCAGAGGUAAUUAUUUUCCUGCUUGGUUAAGAAGAGGUUCUUCAUGGAGGGCAAAUAGAGAAAGGAGAGAGAGGGGAAUUGCUGAUGAUGAGGAGGAAGGGGAGAGGGAGGUUUUGUUACCUAGCGAGAGGGAUGAGAGAAGGGAGCGGACAGCCAGAGUAGCAUUGAAUGUCAACACAAUCAUCAACGCUCUUUUAGUAGCAGCGAAAACAGUCGCAGUACUAUAUUCCAGUUCCAUCUCCCUCACGGCCAGUCUGGUAGAUUCAGCUCUAGACCUCUUGAGUACAUUCAUAAUAUUGGGUACGAGUUGGGCAAUAGGUUUACAGACGGAUAAACAUCUAUAUCCAGCUGGAAAACGGAGGUUUGAGCCUUUGGGAGUGCUCAUAUUUUCCGUAGCCAUGAUAGCUUCCUUCGUCCAAGUUUUUAUCGAAUCUUUCCAACGAGUAAUCGGACCACAGGGAAAGAGUCCAGUGGAACUUAGCGCCAUAGGUAUCGCGACUAUGUUAGCUACCAUAGGAAUCAAAGCUGUAAUAUGGGUUUGGUGUUCCCGUAUACCUUCUUCCGGUGUACAAGCUCUGGCUCAAGAUGCGGAGAAUGACGUUUGGUUUAAUAUCAUGUCUUUGGCUUUUCCUUUUAUCGGAACGAAGAUACAUUGGCGUUUACUCGAUCCUAUAGGUGGUAUGGUACUUUCGACAUAUAUAAUAUUUGAAUGGGUAAAGACUUUAUUACAAAACUUUGCAAAUUUAUCUGGCCGUACAGCAAGUAGAGAUCACCUUACAAGAGUUAUAUACCUCGUCACUCGAUUCAAUCCAGUUUUGGAGAUUGCAGAUGUGGAAUGUUAUCAUAUAGGUGACGAUUUGAUAGUAGAGAUAGAUGUCAUUUUACCUCAUUCAUCAACACUUCAUUUCGCUCAUGAUGUUGGGGAAACUAUCCAAUGUGUUCUUGAAAGUCUUGAGGGGAUUAUAAGGGGGUAUGUUCAGGGGGUUUAA
This is a messenger RNA of Tremella mesenterica DSM 1558, 1485 nucleotides long. RefSeq lists its product as uncharacterized. The record is from RefSeq and is a predicted model, not a curated record. Gene Ontology annotation, biological process: monoatomic cation transport; transmembrane transport. NCBI's taxonomy places the organism in Eukaryota, Fungi, Basidiomycota, Tremellomycetes, Tremellales, Tremellaceae. Gene Ontology annotation, cellular component: membrane. Gene Ontology annotation, molecular function: monoatomic cation transmembrane transporter activity. Bases 1 to 1485 code for a protein of 494 amino acids. The transcript is spliced from 9 exons.